AUGGCAAAUUUCUUGACACCUCGCUUUUCUUCCACUCUCGCUGCAACUCGUGCAUCCUCUUUUAGACGAGGUUUAGCGACAGUCGCAAAUUCUGAAGGGACUGUUCCUUUUGUUGCUCAACGUCAAGCAAUAAAAGAGCAUGCUGCUGCUACCACUAGACUCUGGAAAAAUAUCACAAUUUACGUUUGCGUCCCAUCGUUAAUCUUGGCUACUUGGAACGCAUACCGAAUUAUGAAAGAACACGAAAAACACGAGGCUCAUCACCACGUAUCUCCAGAAGAACGUCCAUUGUAUCCAUAUAUGCGUCUUAGGAACAAGCCUUUCCCGUGGGGCGAUGGAGAUCAUACGCUCUUUCAUAAUCCAAAGCAAAUAAUUGAGGAAAGAACCACAAUGAAUAAAUUGAUGUAA
Ambispora gerdemannii is the source of this 408-nucleotide messenger RNA. The record is from the annotation of a GenBank genome assembly. Lineage: Eukaryota; Fungi; Glomeromycota; Glomeromycetes; Archaeosporales; Ambisporaceae.